Molecule: messenger RNA, 12518 nt
Organism: Amphiprion ocellaris (clown anemonefish)
Lineage: Eukaryota; Metazoa; Chordata; Actinopteri; Pomacentridae
Gene: utrn
Product: utrophin
Exons: 80
Coding region: 574-11199 (3541 amino acids)
Biological process (GO): synaptic signaling
Cellular component (GO): plasma membrane
Molecular function (GO): zinc ion binding; protein binding
Source: RefSeq, a predicted model, not a curated record
CAGAAAGCAACAGGAACAAAGUUGUGGGACCUCAGUGAACAGCGCUGCGGUGUUCACCCGUGAAAUUUAAUAACCAUCUCUCCGUGUGCCGGAGACAGGCAGCCGUGAGCUUUUAGGGCCACGGCCGCUGGCUUUGCUUUGCAUUGCAGAAAAGUGAAGCUUUUUUUUGGGGGCACAUUGUGGAGUCUGGAUGCGCGUGAGGACGGUUGUCUUUACGAGCUAACUUUUAACGUUCGUUAGUUAAAAACGGCGUCGCGGAGAAAAUGCCUUAAACUGGUUAAAGUGGCGGACUUUGAAGACGCUUUAAUACAUUUUCCAGCCUGUAAGUGUGUCCAUACUCUACACGUUUUGGACUUGUUUUGAAGGAACACGUCUCCUGACCCCUUGCUGACAGCAGAGAUAAAGAGGUGAAGUCUCAAACAGCUGUGAAUGUUUUAACUCACGUGUCAAGUCUGGGCGGCCUGAUUUAGCCACUUCUGAUGUGGAGAAAGAGGGCUGUUGCACUGCACAUCAAGAGGCUUGGAAGUUAACCACACAGUUUUACCUGUCCCAACAUUGGAUUAAUUGGCAGUAAUGGCAUCACACGGUGACAUCGCAGAAGGAGCAGCCAAUGAAGAGUUCAGCGACAUCAUCAAGUGGAGAUCUGAUGAGCAUGAUGCAGUACAGAAGAAAACGUUCACCAAAUGGAUAAAUGCACAGUUCUCUAAGACAGGGAAGACGUCCAUCAAAGAUAUGUUCUCUGACCUGAGGGAUGGGAGGAAGCUGUUGGACCUGCUGGAGGGUCUCACUGGCACUGUCCUGACAAAAGAGCGAGGUUCCACCAGAGUGCAUUCUCUCAACAACGUUAACAAAGUACUUCAAGUGCUGCAUCAAAAUAACGUGGAUCUGGUAAAUAUAGGAGGCACAGAUAUUGUGGAUGGGAACCAUAAGCUGACCUUGGGCCUCAUCUGGAGUAUUAUCCUUCACUGGCAGGUGAAAGACGUCAUGAAGGACAUCAUGUCCAACCUGCAGCAGACCAACAGUGAAAAGAUCCUACUGAGUUGGGUGCGACAGUGUACCCGCUCAUACCCAGAAGUCAAUGUGCUGAAUUUCACUACCAGCUGGUCUGAUGGCCUCGCUCUCAACGGUAUCCUCCAUCACUUCAGGCCAAAUGCAUUCAGCUGGGAUCAGGUGGUCAAACUGAGCCCUGUGGAGAGACUGGACCAUGCCUUCACUGUAGCCAAAGACCAGCUUGCAAUUGAGAGGCUACUGGAUCCAGAAGACGUGGCAGUGCAGUUACCAGAUAAGAAGUCCAUCAUCAUGUACAUAACGUCGCUUUUCGCUGUGCUGCCCAAAGACGUGAGCAUGGAGGCUAUCAGAGAGGUCGAGACCCUGCCCCGUAAAUACAAAGUGGAGGCCGAGGACUCAGGGCCAAGGCUCAGUGCCCAGAACGUGCAGAUGGAGGAGGCAGGCAGCAGCCCCCGUCCUGAGACCCCCAGCACUCUGACCGAGACCGAGGGGGAGAUGGAGGGCAGCUUGCUGGAGGUGGACCUUUACAGCUACCAGACUACGCUGGAGGAGGUUCUUACUUGGCUGCUGUCAGCUGAAGAUGCCCUACACAUUCAGGACGAGGUGUCGGACGAUGUGGAAGAAGUCAAAGAACAGUUCCAUACACAUGAGGCCUUUAUGAUGGAGCUGACGGCACAUCAGAGCAGUGUGGGUAAUGUGCUGCAAGCAGGAAACCAACUGAUCGCCCAGGGCAACCUGACAGAAGAAGAAGAAGAAGAAAUCCGGGAGCAGAUGAGCCUCCUCAACUCCCGCUGGGAGAACCUCCGAGUAGCCAGCAUGGACCGCCAGGCCAGGCUCCAUGAAGUACUGAUGGAUCUUCAGCAACAGCAGUUACAACAGCUGUCUGAUUGGCUGACGCAGACGGAGGAGCGAAUCAGAAGGAUAGAGAUAGAACCUGCAGCUAAAGACCUUGAAAUCUACAAAGAAACGAUAGAACAGCACAAAGAACUUCAGAAUGACUUGGAGGCGGAGCAGGUAAAGGUCAACUCUCUGACACACAUGGUGGUCGUGGUGGAUGAGAACAGCAGCGAGAGCGCCACUGCUGCCCUGGAGGAGCAACUACAAUCUUUGGGUGAACGCUGGGCAGCUGUGUGCCGCUGGACAGAAGAAAGGUGGCACAAACUGCAGGAAGUCUUUAUGGUUUGGCAACAGCUUAUAUCGGACCAGGGUUUGUUUAAAGAGUGGCUCACUGAAAAAGAGGAGGCCUUGAGUGAAGUACAGACGAGCAACUUUAAAGACUCCAGUGAAAUGAACACAAAUGUGCGCCAAUUAGCAAUUUUAAAGGAAGACAUGGAAAAAAAGAGGAGAACUCUGGACAAGCUGUCGGAUGCAGGACAGGAUGUGAUAGUGCUGCUGCAAAGUGCUGAGGCAGGAGCCAAGAUCGAGGCAGAUACAGAAGAGCUGGCCCAUCGAUGGGACAACCUGGUGCAGAAAUUGGAGGAUUGCUCCUUCCAGGUAAUGGAAGCUGUGACGGACGCUGGAAUGACUCAGGUGGAAGAACAGAUCGUCGUGGAUACGGUUGCUGUGGCUGCAGCUGCUUCAGCUGUCGACCAGGAGUUGGCCCCACCUGCUCCCCCUAAGAAACGGCUGGUGGAGACAGAUGCAGGAGUCAGAAGAAUGUUUGAAAAUAAGCUUUCUGACCUAUUGAGCUGGAUGAAAACAUGGAAGACGUCAGCUCAGGCGCUGGCUUCCACUCAUCCUGAGACUACACCUGACACCCCAGACCUGCAGGAAACUCUAAAGGUUUUGGAGUCGGAACUCAUGGCAAAAGAAGCCACAGUUAGUCAGGUGGUCCAGGAGGGACGAGGCUUGAUGGAGCAGCUAGAGAGAGAGGGUGUGAGUGCAGACCUGGUGAGGCCAAACAUAGACCUGGUCCAGACUGAGUGGGAUGUCUGUGCAAGAGAGCUGCAGGCAGCCCGUGAUCGGGUUCACACUCGGUCCCGAGUCAGAGCAGUUUCUGUAGAACUUGCAGACUUGGACCGAGUCUUGGAGGAGCAGGACUGGUGGCUGGACUCGACCUCGCCUGUCGAAAAGUGCAAUGAAGUCGAACUCAGAAACCUGUGUGGAGAAUGUCAAUCCCGACUUGCUAAGGUCAGUGCCUUCAGUCCACAACUGGAGCAGCUGUCUGCAGAGGCAGGAUCACUGGGAGCCAUGCCAUCUCUAAAAGACAACAUGGUGGUUGUAUCUGCACAUCAUGCCUCCACACUACAGCAGCUACAGAACAGAGAACAAGAAGUCAAUGAAGCCUUAGCUAGUCUGGAAGCCACCCAGGUGGUAGAGAGUCUGGUGGAGGGUUUGGAAGCCCGGCUGGCCACUCUGAGAGAAGGGAUAGCAGACAUACGUACAACAGAGGGGGCAGUGGAGCGGGCACAGGGCCUGUGUCUAGAGAUUGAGCAAACGCAACAGGCCUCCGAUUCUGCAGAACUACAAAAAUGGAGUGAGCUCUCCUCCAGGGCCCGUGAAGAGCUGGGGAUGCUGCAGUGCAUUCUGGGUAGCAUGAAGGACAACCAGGUGCGUUUGGAGCAAGUGGAACCUAAGUUGGAUGCGGUACAGGAGCUGUUGUCUCGGGAUGCCACAAGGUUGGGUAAAGCAGAGAAGCUACAGGAAGAACUUAAUCAGUGCAAGGAGUAUGUUAACGAGAUGGAGUUAGUGGAAGGUUCAUUGAAACAGAUGGCAGAGAAUGUGAGCGCUGUCCAGGGGGCUGCAGUCCCAGGACUGGCCAAGUGGGGGCAGGAUGAGCUGGAUAAGUGCCAGGGCAGGUGGACAGCACUCAGCAAACAGCUUCUGAGCUGUCAGGAGCGUUUGGCUGAGAUUCAGGAGAGGCAGGUGAAUCUGAGGAAAGAUCUGACGGAGAUGCAGGAGUGGAUGACCCAAGUUGACGAGGAAUUUCUCAUGAGGGAUUUUGAGUACAAGAGUCCUGAGGAGUUGGAGGCAUCACUGGAGGAGAUGAAGCGGGCUAAAGAGGAUGUGCUACAGAAAGAGGUGAAGGUAAAGAUCCUGAAAGACAGCAUUAACAUGCUGGUGUCCAGAACUUCUCCCCCUGGUGGAGGCAGUGGACACGAGCUGACCUCAGAGCUAGAAGGGGUUCUAGCCAACUACCACAAGCUCUGCGACCGGCUGAAAAGCAAGUGUCACACCUUGGAGGAGGUUUGGUCUUGUUGGAUGGAGCUGCUUCAGUACCUGGACAUGGAGCAGAGUUGGCUCAACACUCUGGAGGAGAAGGUCCAAGCUACCGACAGCCUACCAGAGAGCACUGAGGCAGUUAAUGAAGCUCUGGAGUCUUUGGAGAGUGUGCUUCGCCACCCAGGGGACAACCGGACACAGAUCAGAGAGCUGGGUCAGACGCUGAUAGACGGGGGCAUACUUGAUGAACUCAUUAGUGAAAAACUAGAGGCCUUCAAUUCCCGCUAUGAGCAACUCAACCACCAGGCAGUGAACCGGCAGAUCAGCCUCGAGCAGCAGCUGCAGACGCUGAAGGAGAACGAACAGUCGCUCCAAACGCUGCAGGAGUCUCUGAACCAGCUGGACCACACACUCACCUCCUACCUCACUGAUCGCAUUGACGCCUUCCAGCUCCCUCAGGAGGCGCAGACCAUCGGGGCAGAGAUCGCAGCCCACGAAGUGACAGUGGAAGAGAUGAGGAGAAGGAAUGUGGCCAACUUGCCUUCGCCCACCACUGAUGGCAAAGCUGCUCGGGGUGGCACCAUGCUGGAUCAGCUACAGAGGAAACUGAGGGAGAUCUCCACAAAGUACCAGCUGUUCCAGAAACCUGCUAACUUUGAACAGCGCAUGUUGGACUGUAAGAGGGUCCUGGAUGGUGCCAAAGCUGAGCUACACAUUCUGGAUGUUAAGGAUGUGGAACCAGAAAGAAUCCAGUCCCACCUCAGCGGCUGUAUGAAAUUGUACAAAAUGCUGAGUGAGGUGAAGCUGGAGGUGGAGACGGUGAUAAAAACAGGUCGCCAGAUUGUGCAGAAACAGCAGACAGAGAACCCUAAGGCCAUGGAUGAACAACUUACUGCUCUCAAACUGCUCUACAAUGACCUAGGGGCUCAGGUAACAGAGGGCAAGCAGGACCUGGAAAAAGCUUUGUCUUUGUCUCAGACGUUCCAGAAGGAGAGUUCUGCCCUGCAGGACUGGCUGACCACAAAUGAGGCUCAGCUCCAGCAGAAAAACAGCUGCGGAGACAUGCCAGCUGACAUUGAGGCUGAGGUUGCAUGGGCUAAUAACCUGUUAAAGGAGUCGGAGCGUCGGAAGGUGGAGCUGUCCAGCCUGAUGGAGACCAGUGCUGGUCUGCAGACUCUGGUGGAGGGAAGUGAGGCUCAGCUGGAAGACAAACUCUGUGGCCUCAAUGAAGCCUGGGGUCGAGUCCGCACCUGGACCGAGGACUGGCUCAGUGCUGUGCUGAGUCACCAGAAUGAAGUAGAAAUUUUUGAUGAGAACUUGGCUCACAUCAGCACCUGGCUCUAUCAGACCCAGAUCCACCUGGAUGAGGCUGAGCGACUGGCCCCCGCAGAGAAGGAAAACGUGGUGAAGAGCAUGCUGGAGGAGCUGGAGGACAUCAGUCUGCGUGUGGACAAUGUCAGGGACCAAGCUAUCAUUCUGAUGACCAGCAGGGGGCCUGCCUGUCGAGAUGUGGUCGAGCCCAAACUAGCCGAGCUUAACUGCAACUUUGACAAAGUCUCCCAACACAUAAAAACUGCCAAGAUGAUGACCAGUCUGGAGUCAGGUGCUGUUGAGAUAAACCAGCACACAACCCAGCGGGUCAUUCACAGUCAGGAGAUCCGAGCAGAAAGCCAGACUCACCCUGCUGAGGCUGUAGUCCCCAGUGAGGUGAAGGACCUUCAGGCAGAGCUCCGGGACACGUUGAGGGUUCUGCAGCAGCAGCAGGACCCAGUAAACAUCCUGGAUGAUGACAAGAUGGAUGAGGAGAAAGCCAGCGUGGAAGAGUUGCUGAGAAGAGGAGAAGAACUGCUGCAGCAAACUUCAGACGAGGGUCAGAGGGAGGAGCUGAGACUCCUGCUGCUCCGGUUGCAGAGCCAAUAUUCUGCACACAGGGAGCUGAGGGUGCUGCAAAUCAGGCAGGUUGAAGUUUCUGUGGACUCGUUGUCUUCUUGCACCUUUAGAGAGCAAACAACAGAGUUUCCAACCGAGGAGAUGUCUGUAGUGGAACGUAGCAGUGCUCCUUCACUGAGUCCCUCUGACUACAUGCUGGACAUCAACAAAGUUCUUCUCGCCAUGGCUGACAAUGAGUUGCUCCUGAACUCCUCGGAGCUUAGUGGAGGGCUUUAUGAAGACUUUUCUACCCAGGAGGACACGCUGAAGAAUAUCAAAGAGAAUCUGGAACGUCUCAGUGAGCAGGUCACAGGGAUCCAUGAGCGCCAGCCUGAUGCCAUCCGGGAUGCUUCCCCUGCUGAAGCGGCCCAAAUUGGAGAUGCCCUCACGCAGCUGAAUGCAGAGUGGGACCGCCUCAACCGCAUGUACAACCACCGCAAGGGGGGUUUUGAUCGUGCCAUAGAGGAGUGGGGUCAGUUUCACUGUGACUUGAAAGACCUUAGUCAGUGGCUGACUGACACAGAGACACUGUUGUCUGAGAGCAUCGGCCCUGAUGGACAGCUGGAUCUAGAAUCUGCACGGCAGCGUCAAGAGGAGCUGGAAGAAGGCCUCGCCAGCCAUCAACCUGUCCUGUUUGUACUGACCCGCACUGGGGAGCAGAUAAUUGGCAAGCUGUCAUCUCCUGAUGGGCCCCUGCUUGAAGAGAAGCUAGAAACUCUGGGUCAACGAUGGAGAGCUGUCAACCGGCAGGUCCUUGAUCGACAGCGCAGGUUGACUGGAGGGGAUCCAGCCCUGUCAGACCUGGUGAGGAGGCGCGAUGAGCUGGCUUUGUGGCUGCAGCAGUCAGAAAACGCUGUUAGCUCCCUGCCUGUCACUGCCACUGACAGAAACCUCAAAGAACUCAAGGCCCUGGCUGAGGAAAUGGAUGUACAGAACGAACGUCUUGGUUGGCUGAACAAACACGCUCCUCAGAUCCUGGCCAGUCCCAGUGUGAGUCCUCAGAGCAGAGAUCAGCAUAUUGGCAAACUGAGAGCCAUCAAUCUCAACUGGAGCAAGGUGACGCAUGAGUUGUUGGACAAAGUCGGGGAGGUGGAAACCAAUCUGCAAAGUCACGCCCGGUUCCAGGACAGGAUGAACAGGCUGACUGACUGGGUCGUCGUCACACACCAGACAAUCAUUACCCGAGGCCUGAAUCCCAGCCAAGCGCAGGCUCUGGAGGUUUCCAUGAAGGACAGGAAGAAGGACCUGGAGGACCUGUUGGCUCAUUCUAUAGAGCUGCAGAGACGACAGCAGCUGUUGCCUCAGGAAAAGAGUAAGGUAGAGCAGCUGGCAGCUGAUUGGAAAGCACUGGAUAGUCGACUGAGGGAAUCUCUCCAGCCGCCUCUCUCUCCAUGGACACAUCACCAACAUGUCGUCCAGCACCAGCAGCUUGUAUCUGCGGUCCCCUCAGCCGUGCAGAUGGCCAGCUUGGUAAGCGAGGACCCUCGCCACAAAACCCCACACACGCCAGACACCGUGGCGCCCACUGAUCUCAACGAGACCGCCACUGAACUGGCAGACUGGCUCGUCCUCAUCACCCAGAUGCUGAAGUCUAAUAUUGUCACCGUGGGUGACACGAAGGAGAUCCGGACCACAAUGGGGCGUCUUCAGGUGACAAAGAGUGACCUGGAGCAGCGACAUCCCCAGCUAGAGGAUAUUUUCACCCUGGCACAGAACAUCAAAAACAAGACCUCUAACCUUGAUGUUCGCACAUCCAUUACUGAGAAAUUGGAGAAAGUACGAAGCCAGUGGGACAGCACUCAGCAUGGCAUUGAGGCACGGCUCCAGCAGCUGGAUAACAUGAUUGGCCACAGCAACCAAUGGGAGGAGCAGAGAAAGGAGGUGAAGGCCCUCAUUGGGCACAACGAAGGACGUUUCCACAACCUUCUUCAGCGGUCCCGAGAUCCCCUGACUAAACAGCUGGAAGACAGUAAGGAGUUUCUUCAGGCUCUGGGUCGAGGCCAAGCUCCAGUUGCAGCUUUCAAUGAGCUGUCCAGCCACCUUUUGCGAGAAUAUGCUACUGACGACACCAGGAGGAUCAAAGAGGUUACAGAUAAACACAAUGCUGUCUGGAACAGCAUCAACAAUAGGGCGAGCGACCGUCACACCCAGUUGGACACUGAACUGAAAAGCGUCCAGGUGUCUCUCAGGGAGCUGGAGUCCUUCCUCAAAUGGCUCCAGGAGGCAGAGACUACUGUCAACGUGCUGGCCGACGCCUCCCAGAGGGAAGAUGUGUCGCAGGACUCCGUCCACGUGAAGGAGCUGAGGCAACAACUGGAGGACAUCCAGGCCGAGAUCGAUGCCCACAAUGACAUCUACAAGAGUGUGGACGGGAACAAGUCGAAGAUGGUCAAAGCGCUGGGCAGCUCAGAGGAAGCUGUGUUCCUCCAGCACAGACUGGACGACAUGAACCAACGCUGGAGCGACCUGAAGGCCAAAUCAGCCAACAUCCGAGCCCAUCUGGAGGCGAGUGCUGAGCGCUGGUCACGUCUGCUGGGCCUCCUGGAGGAGCUGUGGAGGUGGAUCUGCAUGAAGGAUGAGGAGCUGGCCAAACAGAUGCCCAUCGGAGGAGAUGUGCCCACCUUGCUCCAACAGCAGAACCACUGCACGGUACUACGGUCAGAACUGAAGGAACGUGAGCAUUUGGUAAUCAGUACUUUGGACCAGGCCAGGAUGUUUCUUGCUGACCAGCCCAUUGAAGGUCCCGGAGAGCCACGCAAGAACCUGCAGCCAAAGACCGACCUCACCCCAGAGGAGAAGGCCCGAGGGUUGGCUCGGGCGAUCCGCAAGCAGACAGGUGAGGUAAUGGAUCGGUGGGAGCGUCUGAAAGGACACGUGGGUGGCUGGCAGAGUCAGGUGGAGCGAGCCUUGGAGCGACUCCAGGAGCUGCAGAGCUCCAUGGACCAGCUCGACCUGCGGCUGACUCGUGCAGAGGAGGCCAAAGCUACCUGGCAGCCUGUGGGCGAUCUGCUCAUCGACUCUCUCCAGGACCACAUCGAUAAGACCAUGGCCUUCAGAGAGGAGGUCGCCCCGUUACGUCAGGAUGUUCGGAUCGUUAACGAGCUUUCUGCAGAGCUGACGCCGCUGGACAUCCAGCUGUCGUCCACCGCUUCCAGACAACUGGACCAACUCAACAUGAGAUGGAAACUCCUACAGGUGGCAGUGGAGGACAGACUGAAACUCCUUCAGGAAGCCCACAGAGACUUCGGCCCCUCCUCGCAGCAUUUCCUCUCCACCUCUGUACAGCUCCCCUGGCAACGUGCUGUUUCACAGAAUAAGGUUCCUUAUUACAUCAAUCACCAGACACAGACAACCUGCUGGGAUCAUCCAAAGAUGACAGAACUCUACCAAUCACUAGCUGACUUGAACAACGUGAGAUUCUCAGCAUACCGAACAGCCAUGAAGAUCCGCAGGCUGCAGAAAGCACUGUGCUUGGACCUGCUGGACCUCAGCGUCGCCCAGAACACCUUCGAGCAGCACAAACUCACCAACAACAACCAGCUGCUGACCGUUCCUGACGUCAUCAACUGCCUGACGUCCAUCUACGACGGCCUGGAGCAGGAGCACAAAGACCUGGUCAACGUGCCUCUCUGUGUUGACAUGUGUCUCAACUGGCUGCUGAAUGUUUACGACACCGGUCGCAGUGGGAAGAUCCGCGUCCUCUCCAUGAAGAUUGGCUUGCUGUCUCUCUCCAAGGGUCACCUGGAGGAGAAAUACAAAUACCUCUUCAGCCAGGUCGCGUCGGCAGGUGACACGUGUGACCAGAGGCAGCUUGGGCUGCUGCUACACGAAGCCAUCCAGAUCCCGAGGCAGCUGGGGGAGGUGGCGGCGUUCGGAGGGUCAAACAUCGAACCGAGUGUUCGCAGCUGCUUCCAGCAUGUGACCAAUAAGGUGGAGCUUGAGCCGAGGCAGUUUGUUGAUUGGAUGCGCCUGGAGCCCCAGUCGAUGGUUUGGCUUCCUGUCCUGCACAGAGUGGCGGCAGCAGAAACAGCCAAACAUCAGGCCAAGUGUAACAUCUGCAAGGAGUGUCCUAUUGUUGGCUUCAGGUAUCGCAGUCUGAAGCAUUUCAACUAUGACGUGUGUCAGAGCUGCUUCUUUUCUGGGCGUACCGCCAAGGGCCACAAGCUCAACUACCCCAUGGUGGAGUACUGCACACCGACAACAUCAGGCGAGGACAUGCGUGAUUUCACCAAAGUGCUGAAGAACAAAUUCCGAUCUAAGAAGUACUUUGCCAAGCACCCACGGCUCGGCUACCUACCAGUCCAGACGGUUUUGGAGGGUGACAACAUGGAAACUCCCGUCACCCUCAUCAGCAUGUGUCCGGAGCAGUAUGAGCUGUCCCAGUCACCUCAGCUCUCUCAUGAUGACACCCAUUCCAGGAUAGAGCAGUAUGCCAGCAGGUUGGCUCAGAUGGAACGUUCCAAUGGCUCUCUGCCCACAGACAGCAGCUCAGCCACUGGAAGCAUGGAUGAUGAACAUGCCCUGAUCCUUCAGUACGUACAGACGCUGGGAGGGGAAGGUUCCCCGUACAGCCAGCCACAGAGUCCUGCCCAGAUCCUACAGGCUGUGGAGAGGGAGGAGCGAGGUGAACUGGAGCGGAUCAUAGCUCGUUUGGAGGAGGAGCAGAGGACGCUGCAGAGGGAGUAUGAGCAGUUGAAGGAGCAGCAUGGCCAGCGAGGGGCCCCUGCUGCAAGCCCCUGGGAAUCAGAGGGCCCCUCAGCCCACCCUGAUGAGGCCGAUCUUCUCGCUGAAGCCAAGCUGCUACGACAACACAAGGGCCGGCUGGAGGCGCGCAUGCACAUCCUGGAGGAACACAACAAACAGCUGGAGUCUCAGCUCCACCGCCUCCGGCAGCUACUGCACCAGCCGGAAGUGGAUUCAAGGGUAAAUGGAGUGUCGCCUCCCACCGUGCAAGAGCGAGGGCCACUUACCGAACACUCAGAUGAGCUGCUGGACUCCCACAACAGCAGCUCUGACCUGGCAGAUGUAAUGGAGCAGAUUAACAACUCCUUCCCUGCAUGCAGUCCCUCGAGCCUCUCCUCAAGACCACAGGUGAUGUGAGGACCAAUCAGAGGACGGAGCGUGUUCGUGUGCACACGUCAGUGCAAGACCAUUCCCAGACCAACGAUCCCCCGACCUGAAAUUCCAAAGACACACAAGAGCAGACGACUUAACUACUUUAACCACCUUGUCUUGUACUAUGCAAACUGUACAUUUUAUGAAUUGUAGAUUGUACCUGAACUUAAUUGAACAUUUGUCAGUGAUUUAUUUAGAUAUGCAGAUGAGUAUAUGGACAUGGGGCUUUGUAUAGUGAAAUAUGCUUUUUUUCGUUUUUCAACGAGUGGUUUGGGAUUCUGUUUUUAAGUCCUGCCUUCACUGGGAAUCAAACUGUUACAUUUUAUUUUGUCAUUCCACUGCUUUAUACCAUCUAGCCCCCAAUUGCUGUUAUUUGUCAAAGAAAGUAGCCACAGACUUUGUUAAAUGCACACAGUUCCUGAGUGGCAGCAUCUAGUGGCUGAAAGGACCAUUUUUGAAAAUGUUACCUCUCAAAGUGUCAGUUUUGUUUUAAUAUCUAUCUUGUAGCAUGCUUGAUGUCAAGUUCCCCUUUAAAGCAUCAAUAUGCCGGCAGACUUUGUAAACUUUACCCCUUCUGUGCCUAUACAGUUAAAGACGAGAGAGAGACGACAAUUAUAGUGGGGUUGUGUAUAAAAAGAGAAGUUUUUGGAAAAUAUAGAUUUAAAUCUAAAGUUGUCCUGAAUCUGGGUUUGUAAGAGGCCCGCCAUCAUCGUGUAGAAUAGUCAUUUUUUAAGAGAUAUAUGUUCAGAAAUCAGUGGAAAGCCAUGAUUGCCUUGCUACCUCAGACUCAGACACAGUUUCGUUUUUGUGGUUCGUAAACUUGUUUAAAACAGUUGUGAUCAUUUACAAACAAGAGCAACGUGGUUCAGCAUUCUAAGCUUUAGCUUACUGUAUCGGUGUACACUGCAACGAGGAGUUACCAAGUGAAAAAAGAAAAAAAAAGAGUUACUAUCACUGUACCACAAUGGGUCUGUGGCCUGCUGAAGCUCGCCUCCCGUCACGAUGAGUACUUCCUUAUCUGUUGUCGGUUUUUUCCACUGGCCUUCUAGCACUGGUCCCUCACUGUGUCGUGUUGUUGUGCUAUAUGCUAUCCUGUAAAACUUGUGAGAUCGAACAACACUACUAUAACCUCCUCUGACUGUAGACUGACGAUGAUGAUGAUGAUUUUAUUGAUUGCAAUCAUGAUGAGCUGUACCAUGGCAGAGCUGUGUCGCUUCACCUGAGGUAUGUAAAAUAGAUCGACCACACUACAUGUAAUAUGGCUACGUUGUUUUAUUCCAAAUAAAAUUUUUAUAACAAGAACA